AUGGUUGUAUCUUUAGCAGGCAGUGUUUGGUCAGCUCCUGCAGACCUCGUUCUUGAAGAGGUUGACUCUGAAGAUGAGGCUCAAGAAAAGGAAACAUGUCCAACUGCAAACUCACCGCCAAAUUCACAACCUCAGUCCCAACCACAAACACCAUGGUCACCAGAACAAUCUCUUCCACUGAGUGUCACCACACCCUCACAAGCACACAUAGAACUGGAGGACUCAGAGACCCAAACUGCACGAUGGACACCCAUGAUCGAGAGCAUCAGGAGAGAGGCGGAGGACACUGCCAUAUUAAUUAUGGAGGAACGGUUGAUACAUGAGCGUCUGGCGAUGGCACGAAUGGCAGAAGAGGUGGCACGUCAGACAGCAGAGAUGGCUGUCAGGGAGUUGGCACAGGCCCGGUUCAGCAUUCAGAGCAUUGCAGAAGAGUCAGAAGAUGUUGAUCAAGAAUUACAAGUGCUGCAGGAAGAGGAAAGUGAUGUAGAAGUCAUACGGAAUCAAAUUGCAUCGUGUCAAGUACCUUCAGUUAAGGAGUUUGUUCCAGAUGGACAAGAGGCAGAGGCUAUAGACACUGCGGUGACUGUUGAAACCCCUGUGGAGGAGUUCAAGUCCUCUUCACUUCUACAGGAGGAACCAGAGCCUGAAACCGAACCUGAGCCUGAGGAGAUCAUGAGGAGGAGGAGCCCAGGGACUCCAGUGAAGCCGAAGAAGAACCUGAGCCGAUCACUCAGCAACCUCAGUCCAUUACCAGCACCUCUGUUUCACGAACUGAUUCACCGGUGGAGAGUACAGCUCCUGAAGAGGAAAGCAGUGACCCUUCCAGAUGUGAUGCUCUGAAGAGAUGUUUCAUGCGUGUACCAUAUGCGCCACAGGCCCUUGACAACUUCAACCAGUUCUUGAAAGACAUCGAUGUCACUUUGCCCAAAGUGCCUUCCAUGCCCAAUCUGCCCUCUGCUCUCUCUCAAAUCACCCAACAGCUGCUGUCUCUUCCUCCUCAACUGGCACAGCUCCCUCAACAAAUUUCCCAGCGAUUCUCCAAAAUCACCCCACAAUUCCCAAACCAGACGCUUUUUAGUGCUCCUCAUUUUCCCAGCUUCCCCGUGCAGUUAUCCAGCCU
Molecule: messenger RNA, 1120 nt
Organism: Sinocyclocheilus anshuiensis
Lineage: Eukaryota; Metazoa; Chordata; Actinopteri; Cypriniformes; Cyprinidae
Exons: 6
Coding region: 1-840 (279 amino acids)
Source: RefSeq, a predicted model, not a curated record